This is a messenger RNA of Sitodiplosis mosellana (orange wheat blossom midge), 4878 nucleotides long. RefSeq names its product ATP-binding cassette sub-family C member 4-like. Bases 660 to 4724 code for a protein of 1354 amino acids. Gene Ontology annotation, biological process: transmembrane transport. NCBI's taxonomy places the organism in Eukaryota, Metazoa, Arthropoda, Insecta, Diptera, Cecidomyiidae. Gene Ontology annotation, molecular function: ABC-type transporter activity; ATP binding; ATP hydrolysis activity. Gene Ontology annotation, cellular component: membrane. The record is from RefSeq and is a predicted model, not a curated record. The transcript has 17 exons.
UUCAUUGAUAGAUUUUAAUGUUGAAGACUUUCGUAUCUCUACAACUGAAACGUUUAUCUUCUUGUUCAAUUUGUGACAUGAAUGAAGAAAAAUAAAAAUGUAUGUAUAUAGCAAGUUUUUUUGUAUUUAAUAUCGAGAAAAAAAUAUACAAAACUAUUGUUCCACUAUGUAUAUGGUCGUUUCGGAUGAGCAUGCCAAUUAAACGUGCAAUCAGCUGAUGUUUGCUUUAUUUCGAUGAGGAAUGAAUUCAAAUACAUCGAAAAGGAAAGCAGCACGUACUCGUGGGAUAACAUCUGUUUUGUCUGUGAAUUCCUUGGAACAACACAUACAACAACUGAGCUCAAAACACAUGUAAGAAUGACACAUGCAGACAUGUAUUGGUUUUGUUAUUUGCCGCUUUCCUCGUGCCGUAGAAGCCAGAGUGAGAUAAAUGUAUGUGUCACACAAGAAAACGUGUGUAUGGUUCUAUCAAACCGUAUAUAUUUCAGUUUAGCACUGACAUUUGCCGAAAUUGGUUAAACAGAAGAUCGCUCGUCGCAGUGACUUUAAUCUUACUUCAAAUUUGGUCUUUUAUUCGUUUUUUAUCGUCUUCAAUUUAUUUACUUUCUUGUAAUCGUUGCUUAGCAUGGAAAUGAAUUUGAGUAAGUUGUAAGUGAUAAAUGCAAAAAAUGGAAUCUGGUCGAAGAAAAUUGCAAGAAAAUCCACGACAAUCGGCCGGUUUGCUUUCAAUAAUAUUUUUCGGUUGGUCAAUACCACUCUUCAAGAGAACAUAUGAUAAAUCAUUAGACGCGUGUGAUGCAAGUGAACCACUCAUCGGAGAUCGUUCCAGCGUACUUGGAGACCGAAUUGAAAGAGCAUGGCGAGACGAAUGUAAGAAUAAAACAAAGCCAUCAUUAGUACGAGCAGUUGUGAAGGCAUUCCGGUUUGAAUGUAUUAUCAUGGGAAUUUUAUGUUUUUUAAAUGAUGCUGUCGUUCGAUUAAUUCUUCCAUUUUUAUUAGAACAUCUUUUGUCAUACUUUCGGAAAAACUCGGACAUGUCUCAAAAUGAGGCCCUCAAAUAUGGCACAACUAUUUUCAUCAUCACAGUUGUAGCGGGAAUAAUUAUGCUUCAUUAUUUCUUUUUGGGUUUUUGCUAUGGAAUGCGAGUAAGAGUUGCAAUGUGCAGCCUUAUCUACCGCAAAUCCCUCCUGUUAUCACAACGUGCCUUGAGUGACACAAAUCCCGGAAAACUAGUCAACCUAUUAUCGAAUGAUGUGAGUCGGUUUGACAUAGUGUCAGUUGUACUUCAUUCACUUUGGGUAUCACCGAUAUUUACUGUUGCCGCUACGUACAUCUUAUGGAAGGAGAUCCGUUGGGCGGGCCUCAUUGGGAUUGUAUGCGUUUUCCUCAUUGUGCCGAUUCAGAGUUAUGCUGGGAAACUGUCGGCUGUCAUUCGUUUCAAGACAGCAUUGAGAACCGACGAACGAGUACGAUUCAUGGAUGAGAUCAUUUCUGGCGUACAAGUUAUCAAAAUGUAUAACUGGCAGAGGCCAUUUACAAAACUAAUUUCAACGGCACGUUGCACAGAACUGAAAAUGGUCUUGAAAAACGCUUAUGUGCGAGCGUUAUACAUGACAUUCAACAUAUUUACCACUCGGAUGGCUCUCUUCUGCACUGUUUUAUCGGUCGUUUUAAUGUAUGGCCGCGAAAAAAUUUCGGUUUCACAAAUUUUCAUGAUAUCAUAUUUGUUCAGUUCAAUUUCACAUUCAAUGUGUCAACUAUUUGUUCGAGGUCUUGCCGAAAUGGGUGAAGCACUUGUAUCUUUCAAACGCUUGCAAAUGUUUCUGGAGUAUGAAGAAAAAGACCAAGUUGAUGCAAUCAGUUCAGAACUCAUUGACAAAGACCAAUUGCAGACUAGAAACAUUGCGAUUUUGAUGAAAAAUCUGUCAGCUGGAUGGGUGGACGAUAAAUGUCACUCGAAAAUCAGCAGAAAAGUUGGUUCAUACAAAAGUGUCACCCAAACAAAGCCAAUCGAAUUCAAACCAUUCAAACUUCAAAACAUUGACUUGGAAAUACAAAGAGGCAAGAUAAUCUUUGUUAUCGGUUCUGUUGGAGCCGGAAAAUCCACUCUCUGUUCAGUGCUGUUGAAAGAGCUACCACUGAUUUGCGGUACGAUGGAAAUAAAUGGUCGCGUUUCGUAUGCGACACAAGACAGUUGGAUUUUCAAUUCAAGUAUACAACAAAAUAUUUUGUUUGGUCAACCGAUGAACCGAACUCGGUAUAAUGAGGUAGUCCGAUGUACAGCCUUGGCGAAAGAUUUCAGUCAGUUGGGUGCAGGCGAUAUGACAAUAGUCGGUGAAAAUGGGACGGGACUGUCAGGUGGACAAAAAGCAAGAAUAAAUUUUGCCCGUGCGCUAUAUAGAAAGGCUGAUAUUUAUUUAAUAGAUGAUCCGCUGAGCGCAGUCGAUACGCAUGUACAAUCACACUUAUUCCACAAUUGUAUUGGACCGAAAAGUUUUCUGGCACGUGAAAAUGCUACCAGAAUUCUGAUCACACAUCAAGUGCAUUUUUUGAACGAGGCUGAUUGGAUUAUAGUUCUGAAAAAUGGUAAAUUGGAAAGAAUGUGCAAUUAUGAUGAUAUUUUGAACAGUGGAAUAGAUUUUGCUUGCAUAGUGAAUAAGACGGAGGAAAAGAAUGAGGAAAACUACACCGAAGGAGAUGGAGUAGCGAGAAUACCACGGCCAGAUUCCGAUUCAACACUGGCAAAUAGUAUGACCUCAAAAGUGUCAUUGAACAGUGAAAAAAGCCACACGGAAGAAAUUCGAAAUAAACCUUCAUCAGAUGAAGAAAAUCAAUUGCUGAACAAUCUAGAAGCAUCAUCCAGGAAGAUUAAAGGAUCUCCAAUUAUAAACUAUUUGAAAUCAUCGAACCAAACGUAUACUCUGGUAUUUUUGGUCAUAUCAUUUCUGCUCGUUCAAACCCUGGCAUCCUUUGUUGAUAUUUUCGUAUCGUAUUGGAUACGUAUAGAAGAAAAUCGUACAUUUGAAUCAAAACUUAAGCGCCUUUCAAACGAAUCGAUGAUAUCCCAAAAUGUCACCACGUCAGAUUCUACAUCAAACACAUGGUCAACCGAAACUUAUGCUUAUGCAUAUGGAGGAAUUAUGACGUCAUUAUUCAUAAUCGCUUUGACACGUUCAGUUACUUUUUUUCGAUAUUGUGCGAUACUUUCGCAAAAUUUACAUGACGAAAUGUUUCGCGGCCUCAUUUCAACGCCGAUGCGAUUUUUUGACGUGAAUCCAUCAGGUCGAAUCUUGAAUCGUUUUUCAAAAGACAUGGGAAGCACGGACGAAGCUCUACCGAAAUCACUUUUAGAUGCAGCCCAAAUCAAUUUGUCCAUGAUCGGUGCAAUUUUGAUAACCGUCUACACAAAUGUUAAAUUUUCAAUAGUAAUACUUAUCAUGAGCGUGCUCUUCUUUUUUACCCGUAAAAUAUAUCUGAAAAGUUCAACGCAAAUCAAACGUCUGGAAGGAACAACAAAGUCACCCGUUUUCUCUCACAUUUCGGCGACUCUAAGUGGCCUCUCGACAAUCAGAGCAUUUCAAGCACAGAGUCUUCUGCAAGAAGAAUACGAAAACCACCAAGAUUUGAAUUCGGGCGCGUGGUUUAUGUACAUAGGAACCUCGUCGGGCUUUGGAAUGGCUCUAGAUCUCAUGGUGUAUAUUUUUAUCGGUUGUGUUAUUUACUAUUUUGUUUUAAUCAAAGAAGGUGUAACAGGUGAUCGAGUCGGAUUGGCAAUUACACAAUCACUCACUCUAACAGGACUGUUGCAAUGGGGCGUAAGACAAAGUGCCGAAGUCACAAACAAUUUGAUGUCUGUUGAACGAAUACUGGAAUACGCUGAACUAGAACCUGAGAAGCAGCCUGAAAUACCGCAAAAUGUUUCAACUGAUUGGCCAAAACAGGGAAAAAUCGAAUUUAAACAAGUCUUCUAUCGGUAUUCGGAUGUAGCGGAACCAGUUUUACGCGGUUUGUCAUUCAUGGUGAAGCCAAAAGAGAAAGUCAGUGUUGUUGGCAGAACUGGUGCUGGCAAGAGCUCAUUGGUAGGAGCUCUAUUUCGUUUGGCUCAUGUUGAUGGGGCCAUACUGAUCGAUGAUGUAAACACGGCGUGCAUUGAUUUGAAUGUAUUGCGAUCGAGGAUUUCAAUAAUACCGCAAGAGCCAACACUUUUUUCUGGCACAUUACGGAGAAAUUUAGACCCGUUUGAAGAGUAUACUGACGAAGACAUUUGGAAUGCCCUGGAAAAUGUUGGAAUGAAAGAGUUCAUUGUUGAAGGGAAUUCCGGGCUGGAGAUGCCAGUUCUAGCACGUGGACAAAAUUUUAGCACAGGUCAAAGACAGAUUCUGUGUUUAGCUCGUGCAAUUUUAAGAAAAAAUCAUAUCAUAAUACUCGAUGAAGCCACGGCCAACGUGGAUCUUCGAACGGAUGAAAUGAUCCAACGAACGAUUAGAGAAAAGUUUGUUAAUUCAACGGUUAUAACUGUAGCUCAUAGACUGUAUACUGUUAUUGACUCCAAUCGUGUGCUAGUUAUGGAUGCUGGUGUUGCCGUGGAAUUUGACGAACCCUUUAUAUUACUACAAAAUAGAGAAGGCGUAUUUCAUAAAAUGGUUGAAGCCCUGGGACCGCAAGAAUAUGAUCGAUUGUUACAAAUAGCCAAAGACAUAUAUAAAAACGCAAGGAAUUCAUAGAUUUUCUCCUUCUAGACAUAUUUUUAUUGGACGAACAUUUUGUUUACGAAUUUCAAUUUUUUUUUCUUCUGUGCAACGAAUUGAUAAUGAUUUUGUACUGUAAGUUAAGAAACACAUCGACCAAUUAAAGUAAUUUUUUGAUGAUACAAACAAA